UUAAAAUUUUUGAAUUUUAUUUUAAUUUGCAUUAUAUAUGAACCACAGAUGGUGCGGGGAUUUAUGAGUGUCUAUGAAUGUCUGUUUUGUUUAUUAUUCUCUCCCGUUGAAACAGAACAGAAAAACACCAUGUUGAACAGCCGUAAGACCCUUGAAACCGUUCCGUUCUACCAAAAACCCGAAACGUUUCACUUGUCCGAAACUUUUCGGUUUCUCUCCGAGACUCCAUCAUUUUAUGGUUCUUACUUGGGAACCCACCUCGCAAUUUCAGUUCCUAACCAAUUAAAGCUUCAAAACCCACCAACACCAAGCCAUCUUGUUCACGAUUCAAAUUCAAUCUCCGCCACCAAGUUUUCUCCCUGUGGAGCCCACCAUGCAGAACCCGAAAAGGCACCCGAGACCGAAUCACCCCCUCCUCCGGUUCUUGAUGGAAUUGCCGCCGUUGUCGGCCAACACGUCCUCUUCGGCGGCAAACAGAUUAAUCAAAGUGUUUCCGACGCUGCCAAAACCCAAAUUCCGGAUUUCGUUUCAGUUUCGGUUUCGCAGCGUUUGAGCAACGAAAACGCGAAAUUACCAAGCGAGAAGAAGAGUACCAGAAACAACAUAUCGGUGCAGAAGAACUACAGAGGAGUGAGGAAGAGACCCUGGGGGAGGUGGUCGGCAGAGAUAAGGGACAGAAUCGGACGGUGCAGACACUGGCUGGGGACGUUCGACACGGCGGAGGAAGCGGCGCGUGCUUACGACGCGGCGGCGAGGAGGAUGAGAGGCUCGAAGGCUCGGACCAACUUCGAGAUUCCGUCGGUAUUGCCACUGUCUUCGCCAUUAUCGUCUUCGUCUUUUGAUGCAAAGAAGUCGAGCACUGGUGGUAAAGCGGCCAAAGCGGCACACAACAACAACAAUAACAAGAAGAAGUGCUCGGUUGUAACAUCGGUUGCUCAUCUGUUCAGUGCUAGUCCCGUAAUUAAUCAGCAUCAUGAUCAUCGUCAAAAUGGUAUUCAUGGUAACGUGGAGCUUGACUUGAAACUGAGCGUCACUAACAGAAAUGAACCCAAAAUGUAGAAGAGAAUCAUGGUCAUGGUUGGUUUUUUUUUUUUUCUUUUGUUAAUUUAUUUUGGUUUGGUUUUUGGUUGGUGUUAAUUAAUUACUAGUAGUAGUUUUGCAUGCAGUUAUGGGGAAUGAGAGGGAGGAUAAAAUCUGUAUGCUGCAUGUGCAUGAAAAAAGCAAGGACUUUUUUGAAUAUAUAGAAAAAUUGACUGACACUAGCGCUGUAGUGAUUAAAAAUCCCGAUCCUUAAUAUAGUGAAAAAAAAAAAAAAAACUGAUAGUGUUUUGCUACUACUACUGCUGCUACUACUUCCUGAGGCAUUUCUUCUCUCUUAUUAUCUCUUUGUUAGCCGUGUGGUUUGGUUCGAGGCUCAGCUUAUGCAUGUUUUAAGACUUUUUAGUAUAUAUUUUAGUUUGGGUUAUAUUUUAUUGGUCUUAGAAAAAAGGAGAUUUCUCAUUCAGCCAGGCUCUGCCUCGAGGAUAUUGAA
Ziziphus jujuba (common jujube) is the source of this 1531-nucleotide messenger RNA. Its product is annotated as ethylene-responsive transcription factor ERF084. Bases 49 to 1059 code for a protein of 336 amino acids. Gene Ontology annotation, molecular function: DNA-binding transcription factor activity; DNA binding. Gene Ontology annotation, biological process: regulation of DNA-templated transcription. NCBI's taxonomy places the organism in Eukaryota, Viridiplantae, Streptophyta, Magnoliopsida, Rosales, Rhamnaceae. The transcript has a single exon. The record is from RefSeq and is a predicted model, not a curated record.